This is a messenger RNA of Sebastes umbrosus (honeycomb rockfish), 3342 nucleotides long. It is a transcript of the gene pnrc2, whose product is annotated as proline-rich nuclear receptor coactivator 2. Gene Ontology annotation, biological process: nuclear-transcribed mRNA catabolic process, nonsense-mediated decay. The coding region runs from base 494 to 967 and encodes 157 amino acids. The record is from RefSeq and is a predicted model, not a curated record. The transcript has 3 exons. NCBI's taxonomy places the organism in Eukaryota, Metazoa, Chordata, Actinopteri, Perciformes, Sebastidae. Gene Ontology annotation, cellular component: nucleus; P-body.
AUUUUGUUGCAAUUCAGACGGAGUCGGGAGAGAGAGAGAGAGAGAGAAGAGACGUCCUCCGGCUAACUUUAACACCACAUAAACAUCGAGAGGGUGACGGAUUUGUAGGAAAAUAUAGCUUUGCUGUGCUUUCUUACUGUAGUCCGCCGACCGAAGGGGAUCUCCAAAAGGCUAAUUGCCAUAUUUUCUCGGGACGAAGGGCUUUUUAUCAACAACAAAGCCUUGAGGAAGUCGGUAUUCGGCUUCUUGGAGCUUCGUGCUGCCGGGGUGAAUUGAUGUUCAGCUCGGUUCCACGGGAAAACAACUCAACAACUCAUUGGCACAUGAAAACUUCAGACCUUGCUGGACACCGAAGUACAGCGAGAAGUAGACAGAAGAUAACUACUUCGAGGACCUGGGGCCCGAUUGGAGGUGAACGAUUGAAGGGAGAUCUCAGCUUCUUCUACUUCAACUUUCUGACAACAAAGAGGUGACACCUAGUGCCAGAAGCAGUAUGGGAGGUGGAGAGAGAUACAACAUUCCAGUUUCCCACCCUGAGCGCCCGUUGCCCAAGAAGAACCAUCAACUUGGCCGGGCGAAACAGAGAAGCCGCGACCAGAACGGAUCAGCGGCAUCUGCAGCAGGAGUGGCAGGCGGCCUUCAUCAUCAUGGCCACCGCCGGAGCGAUAAAGUCGCAGCCUACCACAGGUCUCCAGAGGCGCGGCAGGCCGCGUCUGCAGAGAAAAAUGCUUCUGUCCGCUUUGCCACCAACUAUGAUCAGAACUGGGAGGGCGCAGUGUCUCACCUCAACACGCUCCUGGCCGCACAGGGAAGUCCGAGCUACGCGGGGCCUAAGUUCAGCGAGCCGCCCUCGCCUAGCGUGUUGCCCAAACCCCCCAGCCACUGGGUGUCCUUCCCAAUGGGCUCCUGUGACAACAGGGAGAUGAUGGCCUUCCAGCUCAAGAGCCUCCUCAAAGUGCAGGCCUGAGAGGGAUACCCACACUUGAUCGAAAAGCCCAUGUAUGAACUGGGACUCCCUUGAGGGCACCCACCCACCAGGAACACCUCAGUGCUGUAAUAUUUUUUAGCUGUUUUUAGAUUGACCUCGGUGUUAGGAGGCAUUUGCAGCAAUGUUUGCUGUGAAUGUUUAUUCAGUACUAAAUUUUUAAACCAAUAUUUUGAGAUAUUACAGCCUUGGAGCCUUGCUGGUCGGUAAUGCCUUUAGUGGAGUCAGUUUCUGUGACUAAUGACAAACUGGAUAUCCUUUCUACUUCUGUUUUGUUUUGUUCUUUUUAAUGUUGGCUGUCAAAGCAGAUUGAGUGUGUUUUUUCCCCCCCAAUCAACGGUUAUAUUAUAGGUAGUAUAGGUUCAGGUAAAUUCCCAUCACUUUUACAGUCCAUUUCUGUGGACAGACAUGCUUUUUCAUUUACAUAAGUUUUAUGAUGAGCCUUUAGGGUCGCAUCUAAAGCUUCAGGUGCUAAAGCAAACUCACAUUUGUAGCAUUUUUAUUUUGACUAGGGCCCACCUUUUUUUUCUUUUAUGUAUUACAAUCCUUGAUUGGGAUGGAAAACGCACUCAACUGCAAUUCUGCAGGGAAAAAAGCUAUCUUACUGGAGGUAAUACGCUGUACAGUACAGGUCAAAAGUAUAACCUCAAACUGAAGGGUAAAAAGAGACCAUGGCACACAGGCCUUGGACGGUCGACUCCUGUACUUUUUUUAUUGCGCUGUGCGCACAUGCACUAUAGGAGUUGAGCUUGUCUGAGGCCCAUAACACUCUAUCAUAGCAUUAUUUUGUACAAGUCCUUUAUUGUUGUGGUUGAAAGAUGUAUGAAGUGCUGUGUGUAACCAAAGCAAUGUUUUCGCUGUAUUUUAUUUUACUUUUCUCUUCUUUUGGACAUCCUCUGUGUGGUCGGCGUUGUUGCCAUUGCCACUUUAACCUUGCCAGCCCGAGUGGUGAAUGGGUCAGAGUCCCCAAAGUCACUUCUAAAUGUUCAUCUGUUUCAAUCAGCACUGUUAUUGCUCCUCAGUCUCAGCACUUAUCAGGACAGUGGUGCAGCUCUAACAUGCGGAAGAGGGCCGUGCUCAGUUGUGGGACUGUUGAGUUUCACUUCCUGACAUGGGCCUGUUUGGCUGCACGCAUUCGUAAGCAAGGUAAAGAAAGGCUGAGGAAGGUUUCUGAAGUGAAGUGGCCCCAGGGACUCAACACGAGGCAAGAGGCUGGUGUUUAUGUUUACAAAAUAGGUCUCAGUGGUUGACCAUCCCAUAAUCAACAGACACUCUCUGCCUCUGCCUCUUGUUUACCCUCUUGCACUGCAAUCAGACUAGUUUUUAAUAAGUUACAGGCCAGGAUGCUAUUGAAAUGAUGGAGGCGUAAUUGACUAUCUCCCUAUGGAUUUUCUAUUUUUGUGACUCAAUCCUCUAUUGAGGCUCUUUUUUGCUUUCCCCUUGCAGAAUUGGAGCUGUUUAUGGCCAGCUUAAAGAUGACAAAACAAAGUAUGAGAGCUUGUUAAUGUGUUCAAGAGCCAUGUAAAUAAUGACAUGUAAAAAGUACUUGUAGCAUAUGUACAUUUGCAGGCCAAGUUUGAGGCCUGUGGGACAAAAGUAUUUUUAGUAAUAACACUGAAUGUAUAAGACAUGCUAAGGACGUGUCUUGACUUCAAUGUCUUGACUUCAAUACUGAAGAAUAUUUUUGUUAAAAAAUUAAAACAGCAUAUAGCAUUUCUCAGUACCCCUGCACUGUUAUCUUUCCAGAGAACUUGCACAUGUUUUUUAUUGUUUUGUAUUAUGCAGUGUAGGGUGAAAUAUGCUAAGUGCAAAUUAAGUAAAACUGCAAAAUAUCAAUUAGAUCCAAGAGGAGACUUGCCUAUGUUAUGAAUUCGAGUUCUGAAUGUGCUUACAGUAUGUAAGCGUGAUGCUUUUAAUCUUGAGUUGACCUGUUUGUGCCUAAGUUGAAAUCCAUGCUGAAACUAUUUUCAUUAGGUGGCGAUGCCACAAACUGACCAAAUGUUUUCACCAGAACCAGCUUCAGUUCUCAGCUGUUCUUCCGCCAGCUGACAACUGAACUUGGUCCCAUGCUGUUUAAGUUCUACUUACUAUUGGUUGUUCAUGUAAACAUUUUUUUUCUUGCCCUGAUUGAGUCAUGCAUGGCAGUCUCCUUAUUCCAAAUUUAAAACAUGUAAUGAAUUGGCUGUUAAUUUAAUCCCCUUUGCGAAAUGUCACUUAAAAUGAAAAGAAAAUGCCCUGUUUAAGAUUGGUAAUAAUUGGUGUUUAAAAAAAAUGCAAAUGUAAAAGAAUGCACUCUGUGAAUUGAUAACUAAAUUUUUACAAAAAAAAGAAAAGAAAUAAAUCCCUUUCCCUUCCCC